CACAGGUGACUCCAGCCUGCAAUUCGAGAACUGCCAGUAUACUUACCAUCAGAACCGUUCUGAAGUCCGACAAGUGACUAUAGACCCUAUGGCAGCCCGCACCAGGCGGAAUAAAUUAUACCAACAACGCCAGAGGAAAGCUGCGCAAAGGGCACUCGGCACCUGCACACAGGGCACCUUCACACGGGGUCGGGAGCUUCCCAGACAGGAUGACACGCAGAAUGCUACACACAGCCUGAGCCACCAUCAGGAUUAUUUGACUUCACCACCUUUGGCACUGGACCUACGGAUGAGCAAGGUCGGAGGGGGCUGUACCAUACCCAUUAAGGGAAAAGGUUGA
This is a messenger RNA of Pelobates cultripes (western spadefoot toad), 340 nucleotides long. NCBI's taxonomy places the organism in Eukaryota, Metazoa, Chordata, Amphibia, Anura, Pelobatidae. The record is from the annotation of a GenBank genome assembly.